This is a messenger RNA of Meleagris gallopavo (turkey), 5035 nucleotides long. Lineage: Eukaryota; Metazoa; Chordata; Aves; Galliformes; Phasianidae. The record is from RefSeq and is a predicted model, not a curated record.
GAGCCGCAGCUCCCAAGAUGGCGGCGCGGUGUGCGUGAGAGCGGGCGGGAGGUGCCGCUGCGAGCUGCGCCUCGCGAGUCUGUGCGUGUGAGCCGGCGUAGCGUUGUCCUCACGGCUGCGGUGCCCUCGUGUUUUACGUGCCUUUCUCAGAAUGUCCGGGGAAAUAAAUGUCGGUUUUUUGUGUCUGUCUGUAGGGGAAAUGUUUGCGCCGUAGGACAGAACCGGCGGAGCCACAGGCACGGGGCAACGAGGAGGGUUGCUCUUUGGUUUUGUGGAGAAAAAUAGAGAACUCAGAGACAAGCGGGAUACGUUCACCGACUACCCUUCUGGUGGGGGCACGUGAGAGGAGCCAGGUUUUUCCAGGAAGAGCCAGUAUUUGUACAAAAUGUUGGAGACCCCCAUGCACAGCCCGGUAUCUCAUCAGGGCACAGUGGAGAUUGCGUGACUGCAGCUUGCCCGAGGCCUUGGAAGCUGUGCGCUAAGGUCGUGCUGAGCAGAGUGGUUCCAUGGCAGCUUCACAGUGGGCUGCCUGGCGACGGCAGCUGUCCCCAUAGGUGUCCCUCUCACUGACUGACGUACCAUGGGAGAUGUCACGGAGAAGGAGAUGGAUAACCUCACGUUCAAAAGUGACACCGUCCUUUCUGAUGUGCAUUUGCACUGUCCCAAUAGAAGUCAUCUCAUGGUACGAUUGAAUGCAGUUGGACAGCCAGUGUUCCUGUCCUAUUUCAAACUCCUUUGGAACACAGAUGAUCAGGCCUCUGAGAAAUAUGCAAGAGAAACUACAACUGAAAGAGAACUCCAGUACAGAAGUGGAGAUGAACUAACUAACAAGGAUGGGAAUAAUCUGAAAUAUGAGAAGGAAUUGAAUAGUGAAGGAAUAGAAGCUCUGCUAGAUGAGGAUGGAGACUUGGAAGUGGUCAGAAGGCCUCAAAGAGCCAGCGACUCAGAGGCAGAGGAUCUUAUGAGGGAUAGAGUAUGUCCUGUAAUUCUCAUGAAAGGAAAAGAAGAUGAUUUUGAAGAUGAAGAACAAGAAUGCACUUGCAGCAAUGUUGUUAAAAUAGAGCAUACUAUGGCAACUCCCUUAGAAGAUGUUGGUAAGCAAGUCUGGCGUGCAGCCUUUCUUCUUGCUGAUUAUAUUCUGUUUAAACGGGAUAUGUUCAGGAGUUGCACAGUGCUAGAGCUUGGAGGUGGCACAGGAAUUGCAAGCAUUAUCAUGGGAAUGAUUGCUAGCAGAGUUUAUUGCACAGAUGUUGGUGAAGAUCUUUUGGCCAUGUGUGAACAAAAUAUUGUGUUAAACAAACACCUGAUGGAACCAGAAGGAGGAGAAAUUAAAGUAAAAGAACUGGACUGGCUGAAAGAUGAAUUCUGCACUGAUCCGGAAGCUCUCUAUAGCUGGUCUGAAGAAGAGAUUGCAGAUUUGCAUGACCACUGCACUGUGAUAAUGGCAGCUGAUGUGUUCUACGACGACGAUCUGACGGAUGCCUUGUUCAGGACGCUGUAUAGAAUCACACAUAACUUGAAACAUUCUUGCACAGUUUUCCUAGCCAUAGAAAAGAGACUGAAUUUCACUUUAAGACAGAUGGAUGUUACGUGUGAAGCCUACAGUCAUUUUCGAAGUACUCUAAAUGAUUUGGAGAACCUUCAUGAUGGAAAAAUGAAAUACAGUGUGGAACCCAUUAAGCCUGAUUUCUGCCAGUUUCUCAUUUAUGAAAGGAUUGAGCAGUUGGAAUUGUGGAAGAUCAUUGCUGAUCAGCUAACGUGACAGGGACAUGAGAAAAUAGAAGACCUUAAUCUAAGGAUAAUAUUUUUGGGGGGAAUGUUUUAUUGAAAAACUUCCUGUUGGAUCUGAGUUCUCAGAAAGUAAUUCCCUGCAGAUUUGCCUUACCUCAGCAAGUCUUGUUUUUUUGGCUCUUAGAAUGUGGUUUUUUGCUUCUGUUACGAAACUGGUUAAUGUUGAUCUUCAGAGGAUGUGCUGGCUGAGAAGCUGUGGCAGUGACACAGAACUGCACGUGCCCUGGGACCGAAGAGGUAGGCUUUAGUUCUAACAAAGAGGUAUUUCGCCUUGCUCCCUGUGGCCGAUUUGUAGAUGUCACACAUGUUACUUUUUAGUUUUCUGAACUUGGAUACAGUUCUCAGUCUUACCAGAGCUGCACAUUAUUUGUAUUUAUGGACAGCUGUGAAAGAGUCUAUGGGCAAGCCCUGUUUGUCAUUCACAGACUUCCAUUUAAGCAAUCUUCAAUGCUUAUGUAUGAAUGAAAUGUAUGAAACCUAGCUCUUCAUUUUGGGUUCGUCUUAUCUGAAUCAGUCUGGCCUAGGGCAACUGUCUCAAUGGAAAGGAGGCAAGGUGCAUUUAGUUUGAGCCUCUUCAAAUGUUCUACAGAAGUCUUAGAGCUGUACUGUCCUGGUGGCAUUCUGAGGUACUCAGUGCUUGCCAGGCUGAGGAUGGGAAAGGGAAGUGACAUACUUCUCCCUCUUAAAACGUUGGAGUUCUCAGAGUGUAUAUGUGAGGCUGGGAAGAAGGUGACCCAGAAUGUCUUGCCUCUGCAAAUGGGGCUUUCAGUGCCUUAGCUUUUGGAUUAAAGUAUAACGGAUUUAUCAGUUCUCCUCUGUGUCAUUAAUGAAACCAAAAAUCAUCGUGUUUGUACUCAUUACAAAUUCUGUGCGUACUAUAGUGUUUGUGUUUAUAUCACUUGCCAUAUGUGCACUGUCACUUACAUUCUUGUGCCUGCUGGAUUCUUUAGCAUUGUGAAAAUGUUCCAGCCUGUGACACGUGGGAGUGUGUACGUCACAUUAGAAGCAUCUGGUUGUCUUUGUGAAAGUCUGUUUUACAUUUGCUUUAGUUUGGUCCUUUUAGGUCAAUUAUUUCAUAAUGCAUGAGCAUUAAGGUAUAUUUUGCACGAAGAUAUAUUUUUCUCUAUUUUUCAUGUUGCUUAAUGAGAUGAAAGGUCAUUAGAGAAAGAUGAUGGCUUUUUCCUGUGAGUAAAACCCAAGUAAAAAUUACAUUAUGUUGUUAUGUAUCUGCCUAGAUUAACAUAGAACAUUUCUCUCACAAUUCUCAUUUAAACAUCAAAGAUAAAACAAACAAAACUCCUGUAUCUUAAUCCAGAGAUUCCCAACUAGAGUUCUUAUUUCUGGUUCGUGCACUGAUUUUGACAACGCACCACCUCUCCUGUCCUGAGAGACCCCUACUAAUGAUGGAACCUAACACACUCUAAAUGUGCUCUGUGGACAUUUGGUGUCUGUUUUUAUGGACCUUUCACAGGGGUGGCCCACAGACUAAGGGAAUGAUAUGUGUAUGCACUGAAGGGUGCUGAUUAACCUGUUGGUUAGGGUGGGACCUGAGCACUACUUAAGUGUUGUGGAAUAAGGGGUGGAUAUCAUACUGUUUUUGACUGAGAUAGAGUUUAUUUUCUUCAUAGUGGCUUGGACUGUGCUGGGUUUUGAAUUUGUGAUGAAAACGAUGUUGUAACACACCAGUGUUUGAGUUGUUGCUGAGCACUGGUCAUACAGCAUCAAGGUCUCUGUUUCUGGUGAUGCCCUUGCAGGAUGUGGGUGAGGCACAGCCAGGACAGUGAACCCCAGCUGCCCAGCAGCAGAUUCCAUACCACCUGAUGUCCUGAUCAGGAAUAAAAGCUGGAGGACAGAUGGGAUGGGGGUGUCCUGGAGUUGUGGUCUUUGUCUUCCCAAGUAGCCGCUGCUCGUGAUGGACCCUUGCUGCCCUGGCUCAUAAGGAGCAGUGAUUGGAUUCCUUGUGCUUUGCUUGCUUGAACAGCUUCUGCUUUACCUGUUAAAUUGUCUUUAUCUCAAACCAUGGAUUUUUUUUUCACCUUCACUGUUCCAGUUCUCUCCCCCAUCCCACGUAAGGGGAGAGGUGAGCUGUUCUGUGGGGUGGAGUAGCUGCCAGGGUUAGACUGCAGCAGUUGGUUUGUGAUGUUAUUUACGUGGGGGGUUAACUGAAGACAACUUCUUUUGAAUGCAUCUGCAACUUAAGUAGUGUUUUGGUUUUGUGGGUUUUUUUUGUUUGUUUGUUUUUGAAGGUUCAAUAGCAAGAAAUGCAUUUGAACUGAUGUAAGAUAGUCUGUGUGGUUACAGAAACUCAUCCAGGCAAGGAGAUACUGUGGAUCUGUUCAAUGUAGAAUUCAAGCAUUUACAACUGGUUUAAAUUAGCAUCUGAAAAAACAAAAAAAAAACAUUUGUGUCUUUGGCUGAGUAACUACAACCAUCGCUGCUUUUUGUAAGUAAGCUAAAGUAGAAUUUCCUCCUAAUGCCUUGGAGCUAAUCCUGCUGUUGAAGGGAGUCUCAGGGUUCAGUGUCUGAGGCUGUAAGUAUAAACAGCAGUAGAUACAGUUGCCUUAAACCAGUUUCAGAUCACCCAAGAGAGGAAACAGUCACAAUCUGACAAUAAAGAAGAAAUUUUUUCCCCUUUCUGAGGAUCGGGGCUCCCCAAACACUACAAAAACAGUGAUCUGCAAGUAGAGAUGCUUCCCUUGCAGCUGCCAGCCCUUAAGUGAGGUUAAUGGUCCCACAGGUGAAUUGCUCCCAGCUGUGCUCCCAGGGCUGGCUACACCCCUUCCCCAGCUGCUCGAUCACUGGUUCAGGCCAUGACCCACCCCUUCCCGUACAGAGGUGUAAAGGUCAGCUUGUACAUUUGGAUACGACACGGCAGAUGAUAAGGAGUAGCCAGAAACAGGCAGUAACUAAGAGCAGGAGAGUUGCAAAGAACCUUAAGAUGCCCUGGCUUUGCAGUGGUAGUGAGAGAGAAGCACAGACUGCCCUGCCAGAGAGCUGGUAAGGGAUCACUCCUCAGUCUUGUCUGGAAUCAUGCUCUAUGUAGGUCAUGCUCAGCACAUAAAUUUACACCUUCAGCAGUCCGUUGUCUGUUAGGGUUAGAAACAGGAACUGGUUUAAUGUUAAGCAUGCAGAUCAUAACUGGAAAUCCAGCUAGUGCCUGAAAUGAUAAUACUUCUAGCACGCUGUCUGUGUUUAUAUGAUGAGGAAGGUGGUUUUUUUCCUAAUAAAGCAUGCUUAAAAAUGA